CUGCAUGAUAAAUGGAACUUGCAUAAAAUAUGGACGUACCGAACCGAACAAAGAUUGCAGAAUCUGUGAUGCAUAUACGAACAACAGCGUCUGGCAAAUAAAAGAAGGCCACUGCUACAUACAAGAAAACUGUUUCAAAGAUUUGGAAGUGAAUGUAACAUUUCCCUGUCAUAUAUGCAAUUCAACAGUCAAUGUUUAUGAAUUUUCAUCAAACCCAGCAUACUGUAACGUUGGCGGUCUUUGUGUAGCUGACGGGGAGAAAAACCAAGUCAAGUCUUGCUUAUAUUGUAACACGUCAAGAAGUCGGGAAGACUGGACAUUUAACCAAGAUUAUUGCAUGAUAAACGGAACUUGCAUAAAACAUGGGAGUACAGAACCAAACAAAGAUUGCAGAAUCUGUGAUGUAUACACCAACUACAGCGUCUGGCAAAUAAAAAAUGGACACUGUUAUAUACAAGAGACGUGCUUCGAAGAUAUGGAAGUGAAUAUAACAUAUCCUUGUCAUAUGUGCAAUUCAUUGAACGAUGUGUUCGAUUUUUCAUCAAACCCAGCAUACUGCAAUAUCAGUGAUCUUUGUGUGGCUGACGGGCAGAAAAACAAUGUAAAAACCUGUUUAUACUGCAAUACAUCUCUCAACAGAGGAAACUGGUCAUUAAGUCCAGAUAAUUGUUUGAUUGAUGGAAAUUGCGUGGAUCAUGGAAGAACAGAACCAGAAAAAGAUUGUAAAGUCUGCGAUUCAUUCACCAACAGCAGUGUCUGGAAAAUAGUAGAUGGAUACUGCUACAUAAAAGAAAAUUGUUUCAAAGAUUUUGAAAUUAACUCGGAAAUUCCCUGUCAGUUUUGUAACUCAACGAACGAUGUGUAUGAAUUUUCUACAGACACAGACUGCCUAUCUUCGACAGAAGGAAAAAUGACACAGGAAUUCCCAUUUUCAAAUCCAGUUUUUAUUGCAACUGUGUCAUUAAUAGCUACAAUAUGUGUCAUUACCAUCGUUAUAUCAAUCAUAUAUAGACUAAGAACGAAAUGGACAAAAAACUGGUGUAUUGGAAACGAGACAGCAAGUAGUAGAAAUGUGGGAUCAACCCUUUACAAAAAAGUCAACACAGAAGACUUACCUCUUUCAGAAACUUAGAUAGUGUAAUAUAAUAUUUUAAUAAUUGAAUACAAUAUAGUUUGAAUUUUACAGAAGCCUUUAUUAUAUAUAAAUGAAUAAUUAUUCAUAGAUAUGUCAUUUCGUGGAAUUUUAUACAUGAA
Molecule: messenger RNA, 1254 nt
Organism: Saccostrea echinata
Lineage: Eukaryota; Metazoa; Mollusca; Bivalvia; Ostreida; Ostreidae
Exons: 10
Coding region: 5-1132 (375 amino acids)
Source: RefSeq, a predicted model, not a curated record